Messenger RNA from Alternaria alternata, 636 nucleotides. RefSeq lists its product as hypothetical. NCBI's taxonomy places the organism in Eukaryota, Fungi, Ascomycota, Dothideomycetes, Pleosporales, Pleosporaceae. Bases 126 to 500 code for a protein of 124 amino acids. Gene Ontology annotation, molecular function: carbon-sulfur lyase activity. The record is from RefSeq and is a predicted model, not a curated record. The transcript is spliced from 4 exons.
CAGUUUACUAUUGCGGGCAGUAUACCGCACCUUGCUGAACGCUUAUUUCUCAACCGGAAGCCUGAGGAAGUAGAACCCUGAAGCAAACUAUUCACAACCCUAAAUCCAUAUUUUACUCAUUCAGGAUGACUGAGGGACGUUGCAACUGCGGAAGCAUCAAGGUUUCCAUUCCUGCUUUACCAGAGCAAUCCGCUAUCUGCUACUGUGCCAACUGCCGGCGUGCCGGAUCAUGCGCUGGAUCCAUUAUCUACAUGUUCGACAAAUCUGAGGUCACAGUCAAUGACCCGAGCAACAAUCUUAAGAAUUACAAGGACAGCGACACAAAGAGUGGGAAUUCGAUUACCCGACAAUUUUGCGGCAACUGCGGGUGCCCCAUUGCGUCUUUAGUGGGUGACGACUCGCCAAAAAUGUUCUUGAAGGGUGGUCUGUUUGACAAGAUUCCUGCUCCGGGCUUCAAAUCAUUUGAGCAGGAGGAGCCGAGCUGGCUGAAGAUUGUUUAAAAUGACUAAGAGGCACGUGUUGGGAAGUAUCCAAGGUACAAUACUACCGAAUAUGUGUAUUGAAUACAUUCUGCCUCGAACCCUGCCGCCAAUUCCCAUUCACGUCAUUCUGGAUGUGCUCAGUCAUGAAGUAUAA